Gastrolobium bilobum is the source of this 1473-nucleotide messenger RNA. RefSeq lists its product as uncharacterized. The transcript has a single exon. The record is from RefSeq and is a predicted model, not a curated record. Bases 1 to 1473 code for a protein of 490 amino acids. NCBI's taxonomy places the organism in Eukaryota, Viridiplantae, Streptophyta, Magnoliopsida, Fabales, Fabaceae.
AUGGAGAGACAACCUGCCGAAAGUAUCAUUACUUGGGAUAAUCUGUCUGAAAAAUUCUUUGCAGAGUUCUUUCCCAUGGAGAAGUAUAAUAACAUGGUGAAUGACAUUACAUCGUUCAAGCAACAUCUGGGAGAGACAAUAUGUGCUGCAUGGAAUAGAUUUAAGGCGCUCAUGAGAAAGGUUCCUCAUUAUAACCUAUCUCAAGGCGAUCAGGUGAGAAUUUUCUUUAAUGGGUGUCUGCCUGAAACUAAAUUGGUGGUGAAUACUGCUGCAGGAGGUUCUUUGGGAGAUAAAUUAGCUUCUGAGUCUUACCAGUUGAUUGAUAAAUUGGCAAAGAAUGAGAAUGAAACAAGUACAAGGAUGGGUAAAAGAGGAGUGGUGCCAUUGAAUGAUCAGGAUGCUGUUUUGGCUGAGCAGAAAUUACUAUCUCAACAAAUGUCUAAUUUGAAUGCUAAAUUUGAGAGGCUGCAGUUGUCAAAAGUUCAGGCCAGUGCUGUUGGUGUUGAAUGUGAAUUCUGCCAUGAGAAUCAUGAUUCUAAUGCUUGUCCAACACUGAUGUCUUCAGAUUCUUCCCAACAACUGCAAGUAAAUGGUGUUUGGUAUGACCAGCGUCCUAAUCAGCAAAAUGUUCAAAGAAAUCAAAGCUAUUCUGCUGGCGGUAACAACUAUCAGAGGCGGAAUUAUCAAGGCACGGGAUUGGAUAUGAAGUCUGACAACUAUUUGAAGCCACCUCCUCUUCCACAAAAGGAGCCUUCAGAUUUGGAAAGGUUAGUUGGUUCUUUGGCGCAAAAUACAAAUGCUUUUAUGGAGGAGAGUAGAGCCAAUCAAAGAACUACCAAUGCUUUCAUUGAGGAAAGUAGAGCUGAUGCCAGGAACACUAAAGCUUCCAUAAAGAACCUGGAAAAUCAGAUUGGGCAGCUGGCUCAACAAUUGUCUGACAGAGCACCAGGCACAUUUCCUGGCAAUACUGUUACCAAUCCAAAGGAGGGGUGUAUGGCAAUAACCAUCAGGAGUGGUAAAGUGUUAUCACCACCAGAAAAGCCGAUAGUUGAAGUGGUUGCUGAGGAGAAAAAUGAAGAGGUUGAUAACUCUGAGAAAGACACUGAUAAUUCUCCUGAAGUAGUGAAACCCCUUGAUGAGGCUGGCAAAGAAAAAGAGCAACCGGUAAUGGUAGAAAAGAAAAAGUUUGAAUUGAGCCCGGAGUAUCUUGAAAAGAUGGCCCCUUAUCCUGGCAGAUUUAAGCCAGAGUUGAAAAAGAAGCACUAUGACAGGUUCCUUGAUAUCUUCAAGAAGCUGCAUAUCAACAUUCCGUUUGCAGAAGCAUUGGCUGGCAUGCCAAAUUAUGCUAAAUUCAUGAAGGAUCUCCUGUCCAAAAAGCAUUGGCUGGCAUUAGGGUUUUUGAUUCUGAAAGGGGAUAAAGCGAUUUUAUAUGCAUGUCCUAGACAUAGGUAUUCAUAUAUCAUAGAUGCUUAA